AUGUGGUCUGGAUGGGCAAUGGACGGGGGCUACAAGAACAGGCAAGCAGGGAGACGUGGUCUGGAGGCAAUGGGCAACAAGAACGGUUGGAGACGUGGUCUAGAGGUAAUGGGCAUACGGACGGCAGGAGAUGUGGUCACAAGAGACCACAGCCAUAUAGCUGGAAUAUUGAUAGGUGCAGCCUUGCCCACAAUCGUCCACCUUGAACCUGGUCUUCCACCCGCUUGCUCACAAGACCUUCUACCCUUGCCUACAAUCGUCCACCUUGAACCUGGUCCUCCACCCCUUGCCCACAACCCUCCACCCACUUGCCCACAAUCGUCACCUAAAACCUGGUCCUCCGGCCGUUGCCCACAAUCCUCCACCCUUGCCCACAAUCGUCCCCUUGAACCUGGUCCUCCUCCCUUGCCCACAAUCCUCCACCCCUUGCCCACAAUCGUCCACCUUGAACCUGGUCUUCCACCCCUUGCCCACAAUCCUCCACCCCUUGCCCACAAUCCUCCACCCCUUGAACCUGGUCCUCCACUCUGCCCACAAUCCUCCACCCUUGCCCACAAUCCUCCACCCCUGGCCCACAAUCGUCCACCUAACACCUGGUCCUCCACCCCUCGCCCACAACCCUCCUACCCUUGCACACACCGUCAACCCUCAACCUGGUCCUCCACCCCUUGCCCACAACCCUCCACACCUUGCCCACAAUCGUCCACCUUGAACCUGGUCUUCCAACCCUUGCCCACAACCCUCCAUCCCUUGCCCACAAUCGUCCACCUUGAACCUGGUCUUCCACCCUUGCCCACAAUCGUCCACCUUGAACCUGGUCCUCCACCCCUGCCCACAACUCCUCCACCCCUGCCCACAAUCCUCCACCCCUUGCCCACAAUCCUCCACCCUUGCCCACAAUCCUCCACCCCUUGCUCACAAGACUCCUACCCCUUGCCCACAAUCCUCCACCUUGAACCUGGUCCUCCACCCCUCGCCCACAACCCUCCUACCCUUGCCCACAAUCGUCCACCUUCAACCUGGUCCUCCACCCCUUGCCCACAACCCUCCACACCUUGCCCACAAUCGUCCACCUUGAACCUGGUCUUCCACCCCUUGCCCACAACCCUCCACCCCUUGCCCACAAUCGUCCACCUUGAACCUGGUCUUCCACCCCUUGCCCACAACCCUCCACCCCUUGCCCACAAUUGUCCACCCUGA
Molecule: messenger RNA, 1200 nt
Organism: Haliotis rubra (blacklip abalone)
Lineage: Eukaryota; Metazoa; Mollusca; Gastropoda; Lepetellida; Haliotidae
Product: leucine-rich repeat extensin-like protein 5
Exons: 2
Coding region: 1-1200 (399 amino acids)
Source: RefSeq, a predicted model, not a curated record